AUGGCCCCUCCAGCCAGGUAUGAAAAUUGGACAAAAUCAUGACAUUAACAACGCAUUGCCAGCUAGCUAGUUAACUUAGUUAAUUUAGCAUCAAGUUAGCUAGCUAACGCUAGCUGCCUGACUUUACUUGCUCGCUAGGCUUGCGUAAUUUCCCUAUGUUUCCUCAGUCUAUAUUUAAUGCGGUGUCUGUAUUUCAAAGGUGUUAUGAUAGUCAGUUAACGUUAGCUAGAUAACAAAUAUGGUAUUUUUGGCUAGCUAGCUAGGCAGCUAGCACUACUAGCUCGCUAGACACUGCUGGUGACGUUAGGUGAAACUGAUAAUAAUAAGAUGAACAGUAACUAAAUGUACUGAAUAAAUAUAUCUGGUAGGCUAAUCUUUACACUACCCUAAUUUACUUUGUUCUAUGUUACUGAAUUGGCCCAGAAUAUCUUACUGAGGUUGAUGCUGUUAAUGGACCUAAUUCAAGUUCUUCAGUGACACAUGAUUGAGUGUUGACACUUGAUUCUCAUCUAAUAACAACACUCUCUCUUUCAAACCAGGAUGGCCCCACCGCCACCCCCCAUGGCCAGGGCUGCACCCCCUCCAUCCUACGCCCCAGCGCCUGCCCAUGCCCCUCCGUCUGCCAUGGCUGUCCCAGCCGCUGCUGCUCCCCGGCAGCCAGGCAUGUUUGCGCAGAUGGCCACCACAGCCGCUGGGGUAGCCGUUGGCUCAGCCGCAGGGCACAUGAUCGGCCACGCAAUGACCGGAGGAAUGGGUGGGGGCGGAGGAAGCCAAGAGGCUGCCAAGCCUGAUGUCACCUACCAGGUAGGUGAUCACUGCUUAGUCAUAGUGAGUGACAGGGCCAUGGGAUUGAAGUGGCUUUGUGUCAUGUAGCCUAGUUAGUAGUGGUAGUGAUGAGUAUGAGCGAGUCAGAGAGGGAUCGAGAGGAUAAGCCAUGAAGGAUUACACCCUGUGCCAGGCCUUAAAGAAAGGGCAUCUAAAUAGUUGAGAAUAACAUCAACACUAACCUCAAAUGCUUUAUUAUGUUUCUCAGGAGCAGCCCCAGCAGUACCAGCAGCAGUACCAACAGCCACCUCCCAUGUACCAGCCAGCCCAGUAUCAGCAGCAGCCCCAGUCCAUGUUCCAGCAGGAGCCUGCCCCUCAGCAGGGAACCUGCUCAUACGAGCUCAAGCAGUUUAUUGAGUGUGCUCAGACCCAGAGCGACCUGAAACUAUGUGAGGGCUUCAGUGAGGUGCUCAAGCAGUGCAAGUUCUCAAAUGGUGAGUCUAAAAAUGUGUGUUAAUACAAUCUUAGCUGUUACUGGAAAUAUUUGUGAAAAAGAGGGUGCUUUAUGCAUCCCUGAAAGUUUUUUAAAUAGUGACGUUGUAUCAUGACUAUUAUAUGCAUUCAUUAGAUUUGAUCAGUUGACUUGUUGUCUAUCCCUUGCCUUACCUGGUGUCACUGUCACCUUUUGGAAUAGGAUUAAUAUAAGGUUUUUAUGUCAGUGAGUGUUCUUCAGUCUGGUUCCUGGAUAGUGUUCUGUAUGUGUCUGGCAUUCAUUCAAUUAAGACUGACUCUUGAGUCAGCUGAGCUAAUUUGUUGAAUGCCCCACAAAAUGUAGCUAGGCCCACUUUAAUGUAUGUCCUCAGAGAUGCUCAUAGUAGUUACGAGGUCCCACUUAAUAUUCUUGGCCCCCAAGAUCUUUAACCACAAAUGUAUGCAAUACAUCGUCGUCCAGGGUAGGGGAGGGAAUGGCCGGCAGGGAUGUAGCUCAGUUGGUAGAGCAUGGCAUUUGCAACGCCAGGGUUGUGGGUUCGAUUCCCACAGGGGGUUGGAAAAAAAAUAAUGUAUGCAUUCACUAACUGUAAGUCGCUCUGGAUAAGAGCGUCUGCUAAAUGACUAAAAUGUAAAUGUAAAAUGUACACUAAGUGGCCAUAGGGUGAUGCAGAACUAUGAGACAUUAAAUCAUGAAAUGUGUAGCAGCUCAUGCCAGGCUCUCACACAUUUGAUUUCACUGUGAGUAAGGACAGUCCCCCAUUUCCGGUGAGGGAGUUGCUGAUAAAAAAAAAAAAGUUCACAAAAUGUUUUCCCUAAUGUUGAGCCGGGGGCUGGUCUAGGGGUAGUGCUGCUGCCAUGCAUUGCCCCUGGAGUCCCUCUAUCUCCAUCUAUCAAUAAAAACUACAAAAUACGUACAAUUUCCUUAAUGUAACUUUUUUUUUUUCCCUCCACAGGGAUGUCCUGA
Molecule: messenger RNA, 2221 nt
Organism: Coregonus sp. 'balchen'
Lineage: Eukaryota; Metazoa; Chordata; Actinopteri; Salmoniformes; Salmonidae
Source: the annotation of a GenBank genome assembly